AUGACUGAAACAACUGCUGGAAAACUAGGUUGUAAAAGAAUCUUAUUCGUAAAUUGGUCACUGCCCGAAAUAGUGACAAAUGAACCUAGUUUUCGUAAAUCAAUACGAACAUUUAUUUCGAGAUCAAUUCAAUAUUGUCUUAUUGGAAAUCAAAAUUCAAAUUCGACCAUACAAUCAAUUGCAUUUGCCGUUCCCGAUUCAUGUCAUCAUGAAAGAAUUCUUGCAGAAGAAAUGAUUAAUGCAGCUAAGCAACAAAUAGAUUUAUCGAACUCAGUAUCACUAAUGAUAUCAUUCGUCAUGUUAUCUGACCAAGAAAUAUUCUAUGAACAAUUUAGAAGCGUAAUUCAAAAUUUACAGACGGAAAGUGAUGGUAUUGGAGUACUCUUCUGGCCAAUAUCGUCUCUAACAAUAACAAUAACUUCAUCCGACGACAAUCGCUUAUUAAAAUGUCAAGAAAAACUCUCUGAUUACUUGAAACGAUGUUCUACUGAGAUUGAACUAAUAAAUGGCUUUAAUAAUUGGAAUCAACAUAUGAUCAACGUUUAUUUCAAAUAUUGUUAUGAUCGACGUAUUCUGAUUUUCAGUGAGCAAAAUCAACGAAUCGUUCUUAAAGGCCCUAUAUCAAAUAUUUAUGAAGCCAAGGAAAAAUAUGAUUUGUUAGUUGCUUUGAUCACACAAAAAAUAUUCAUACAACAAUCUUCAUUAGCAAUAAUACGACCAAGAUCGGCUCCAUCAGCAUCAGAUGGAGCAGAUCGUGUUCUAUCACCGACUAUACCUACUACAUGUUACAACAUCAUGUUCAGUUAUUAUCGAAAAGAUUCAUUAGCUUGUCAUUAUUUAACAAAUCGUCUUAUAAGUGAAGGUUUUUCUUUGUGGAUGAAUGAUAACGAGAUCAAUUAUGAUGAAACUCUAUUACAAAUGAAGCGAUCUGAUUGUUGGAUUAUUUGUAUUAGUAACAAUUUUUAUGAAAAUAAUUCAUUCAUGAACGAAGUUAAAUACGCAAAAGAACUUGGUAAACCUAUUAUAUCGAUCAAAAUAGAAAAUUGUAGAACAGUUAAAUGGUUAGCAGAAAAUUUCAUCGACAGUUGUAAUAUCCAAAUGUUUGGAUCAGAGUAUCAUCUCGAUUUAGAAUACGACAAACUAUUGUUGAAAGUUGUGAGUAAUGAAAUUUAUUUGCACUUUUCUUGUUCUGAUACGUUCAUGAAAACUGUGUGA
This is a messenger RNA of Rotaria sp. Silwood2, 1215 nucleotides long. NCBI's taxonomy places the organism in Eukaryota, Metazoa, Rotifera, Eurotatoria, Philodinida, Philodinidae. The record is from the annotation of a GenBank genome assembly.